AGGAGAAAUUGAUCGGUUUGUGUCCGGCUACGAUUCUACAGCAUUAAGUCUUUCAUAUAUCGGAACAGAGCUGUGAAAGAAGAACAACGGAGAAAGAUUAACCAGGUGACUCUAAGCCCAGGUAACCUGUCCAGAGUGAGCCCCCUCUUUGAGAAAGACUCCAGACCCCUUUGAGAACCUGGACAGGAAGAGGAUGGAAAUCUGAGUCUGUCAGUGAAGAGUUAACCUCCAGCCGGCGCCGCCACACCUCCCGACGUUCAGCCUGGAACCUGUUUGGGAGUGUCUCCAUUUCAACACAUAAAGGAAGGUCUGGUCUGUCUGGGGGAGUCUGUCCUCAGAGCUUCAGGUCAUGUUCUUCUCCGGACGCCUCUGCAGGUCAGCCGUGAUCCACAGCCGAAGGUUCAAACUCUGCGUGAGAAGUCCUGUCUGGUCCUCCUGCCUUGUCUCAAACUACAGCGACAAACACCUGGUUAAAGAUGGGUUUGUUCGCCACAGCUUUGGGCGGCCCGUUCUCUCCCUCCGGCUGCCUGCGGGUCACGAGGGCCGCUUCACUCUGACGCCGAUGCUGACCACAGUGGAAGACCUGCUGAGGGACAUCCGCGCCAAAGACCCCGGGAUUCACACCGCCGUGCUACUCAGUGACGAUGGUCAGAGAAUCUCACUCUGUACCUCCAUGGAAACGGUUCUCAACAAGGACUUCCAGCUCGUCCUCAAUGACACUACCUACAACAUCCGCUCACUUGGACGAGGCGCGUCUCACGAACACAUGCUGGGUCUGGAUGACAUGAAGUACUUGGUCCACCUUCUCCACUCGGCCCUGACUCAUCCUCAGCAGCUGCACAUCCAGCACUCACAGCUGCUGGUCAAACAGGAGGAUCUCCAGCAGCAGCUGCAGCCUCUGGAGAAGGUGAGAGUCCAGAUGGCAGUGAAGGCCGAGGCGAGAGCUUCCAUGUUGGGAUGGAUAGGACUGGCCUACCUGUCCCUGCAGGGGGGGUUCCUGGGAUACCUCACCUGGUAUGUGUUUGCCUGGGACGUGAUGGAACCAAUCACCUUUUUCAUUUCCUGCACGACCAGCAUGAUCUUCUUUGGGUAUUACCUCCUCACCAAGCAGGACGUCGUCUUCCCAGACAUAAGAGACCGUCACUUCCUGCUCCACUUCCACAAGAAAGCUGCACUCCAGAAGUUUGACGUUCAAAAGUACAACAAGUUGAAGGACGAGCUGGCAACGGUGGAGGCGGAUCUCAGGAGGCUCCGGAGCGCCAUCCAGCUGCAGCUGCCGGUGGACCAGAUCCAGAAUGACAGGAGCUGAGAGUUUCAGCUUCAUCAUCAGCAUCACGUCUGCACUUUGAGUCUUUUCCUGUUCAGUCUGCCUCGGCUCCAAACCAUGAAAAGACUUCUGAGUUUUAUCUUGAUUUGAGCAAAAACACUUUCGCUUAUCUGCUUGUAUUAAAAUGUUAAUGAGAACAUAAAUUAAUACAGUAAACAAUUUCCAACUCCAAUAUAAUCUUUAUUUAGUUAAAACUAAUUUUAUUUGAUAAAUGUUCUACUUGUUUUUAAGUAGGAAUAUUUUUACCAAAAUAAAGGAGAAAGUUAUGACAGAAAACUUUGAACUUUGAUGAGUUUUCACACCUGGAAGUGGAAAAUGAAAUCUUCGUCACUCUAAA
Oryzias melastigma (Indian medaka) is the source of this 1664-nucleotide messenger RNA. RefSeq names its product calcium uniporter protein, mitochondrial. Gene Ontology annotation, cellular component: mitochondrial inner membrane; uniplex complex. Gene Ontology annotation, molecular function: calcium channel inhibitor activity. The transcript has 10 exons. The record is from RefSeq and is a predicted model, not a curated record. NCBI's taxonomy places the organism in Eukaryota, Metazoa, Chordata, Actinopteri, Beloniformes, Adrianichthyidae. The coding region runs from base 350 to 1309 and encodes 319 amino acids. Gene Ontology annotation, biological process: mitochondrial calcium ion homeostasis; calcium import into the mitochondrion.